Messenger RNA from Anopheles darlingi, 1053 nucleotides. It is a transcript of the gene mms4, whose product is annotated as crossover junction endonuclease EME1. NCBI's taxonomy places the organism in Eukaryota, Metazoa, Arthropoda, Insecta, Diptera, Culicidae. Gene Ontology annotation, cellular component: nucleus; Holliday junction resolvase complex. The record is from RefSeq and is a predicted model, not a curated record. The transcript has a single exon. Gene Ontology annotation, biological process: double-strand break repair; mitotic intra-S DNA damage checkpoint signaling; replication fork processing. Bases 82 to 1053 code for a protein of 323 amino acids.
UGUGCCUUACCUUAAAUAUUACCUUACCAAUGCUAGUACUGUCGUAAACCCAAGUAAUAUAUUUGUUUGUCCGAUGAUACGAUGUCCACUCAAUCGAAUCCGGAUCGACUGAAACGGUUAGCGUACAUCGAAGACCAGCGAAACCAGAAACCGGGACACUGUAAUCGUUUCCUGCAUGUCGUCAUUGAUCCGGCUUUCCUGCGAGAACCGCACGGUGCCCAGGUGCUGCCGAAGCUCACCGAACUGGGCUGCAAGUAUGAGCUGCACCAGCAAUCGAGCCCAUCGACCGUUACCUUCUAUCGCACCGUUCCGACCAAAGUAACCGUCACCGGCACCGUAUCGGACACACGUGUAGACGAACCGUACGCCGUACUGCUGCUCGAUGGCGCAAACUUCGUUACCUACGUACAAAACCACCAGCUUCUGGCCAUCAUUCGAUCAGUAAAGCAAGGACUCCUGGAGGCCGGACCAUUUGGAGACAAACUGGACAGACGGUUGAGUUUGCUGGUCUUUGGUUUGGUAAGCUACUGCCGGGAACACCGUGGAUGCGUUGGCCGCCGGCAGACUGAGCAAGCGCUCACCGAACUCCAACUCUACGAGGACAUAUCGCAUCAGCUGCUGGAAACGGAUGAACAGGUGGGAACAUUCGUGGCUCAACUGGCGCGAAGCAUCGCCGAACGACCCUACAAACAGCAACAGGAAGAGCGGUACGGUGGCGCUGACCAGGGACAAUACUUUGGCAAUGAGAAAAAGGGAUGCGUGCGAGUUGAAGGAUUGGCAGGUUUGCAGCAAUUGUUCCAAGCGCAGCUCAUAAAGAUACCAUCCGUAACCCUCGAGAUCGCCGAAGCCAUCCUCAGUGUCUAUCCGACAUUAAACGCACUGAUGGAAGCAUUUCGCGUUGCCGGUGAACAGCAUGCACCGAACCUUCUCGCUUCGAUCGCGAUUCGCCGAGCCGGUGGUCCGAUUGCCACAACUGCACGAAAGAUAGGGCCUGAGUUGAGUCGCAAAAUUUACCUACUGUACACUUCCACAAAUCCAAAACAAGAACUAUGA